Messenger RNA from Neoarius graeffei (lesser salmon catfish), 1839 nucleotides. RefSeq names its product NOP53 ribosome biogenesis factor (gene nop53). Lineage: Eukaryota; Metazoa; Chordata; Actinopteri; Siluriformes; Ariidae. The record is from RefSeq and is a predicted model, not a curated record. Gene Ontology annotation, molecular function: 5S rRNA binding. Gene Ontology annotation, biological process: ribosomal large subunit assembly; rRNA processing. Gene Ontology annotation, cellular component: nucleolus. The coding region runs from base 29 to 1399 and encodes 456 amino acids. The transcript has 12 exons.
CAACUCCGCCCCUUUUUCAUUCGGCAACAUGGCCGCUGCCAGAAAACAUAAACGCGUGGCGGCGUCUCAGCCUGGCUUUCUGUCUCUAAAAUCGCGUCCUGGUAAUGAUGAAAGUGCAAAUCUCGGGCGUCGAAAGCGUGUCAGCAAAAAUAAGAAAAAGAACUGGAAGAAGUAUAGCGAUGUUCAGGAUGUCGAAGAGUUUUUGGAGGAUGUAAGACUCCAGGAAAGAGCUACAGGAGGUCUGAUAGCAGACAAACCAGAUGAAAGUCUCUUCUUCGUGGACACAGGAGAAAAGAAAAGUAUCCCAAAGUCAGAAGCCGUUGAGAAGAAUAAACGCUCCAAGCCACUUUGGAUAGAUCGGAUCCUGCAGCCAGAUUCUCGUGUUUCAGCACCUAAAGAUGUCUUGGCGUAUCAGCGUCCCAAUGCCAAGAAGCUGCGCCGCAUGGCCGAGAAGGCCGAGAAGCUGGCUGCCAUGGGCAUGCUGCCACGUCGAGAGAAGCUCCUGCAACUACGCAAGACCACAAAAACGCACACUAAAGAGAAACCGCUCAACCCCAAGGAUCCAGGGAGAAGCUUCUAUGAUCUGUGGAGUGAAGGCAGUCCUGACUCUGCAGAUCCCUACUACCUCGAGCAGACUAAGAAGAAGCUGGUUAAGAGACCAGAGAAGCUGAAUGAGAAGCCCUCCAUCCUUCCUGCUGUUGAAGUCAUUGGUCCUGGAGGCUCAUACAAUCCUGAUUUCCUCUCUCACCAGGCAUUGCUGCUGGAGGCUCAUGAGAUUCAGGUGAAAAAGGUAAAGGCUGAAGAGAAGCUGAAAAGACAGCUGGCAGUAAAUAGGAUGGACGUCGCCACUGAGGAGAGCGUCUUUAAGGAACAGGUCGAAGGUCUGAUCGAAGAAGAUGAAGGGGAAGAAACGGAACAAACGGCGGAGGAUUCCAAAGACGCAGCCAUCGGGUCGACAGCUCAACCAGAGAAAAAAACCGAGAAACAGAGGAAGAGGGAGAAAGCAGAGAGGAUGAAGGAGCUGCAGAAGAAGGCGGAGAAGAAGUUGCUGAACAGCCGACAGCAGCUUUUCCAGCUGCGUUCCAUCAGUGCAGAUAUGAAGCGGAGGGAACUGAGGACCAAAGUGAGACAGGCGAAGCGUAAAACAAAGCAGGAGACAGAGAAAGCGCUGCCUCGCCGUCUGGGCAAGUUAAAGUUCCAGGCUCCUGAUCUGGAAGUGCAGUUAAGUGAUGAACUCGCAGGCUCUCUCCGCACACUAAAGCCAGAGGGCAGCGUGCUCAAAGAUCGCUUUAAGAGCUUCCAGAAGAGGAACCUGAUCGAACCCAGAGAGAGGGCCAAGUUCAAGAGGAAACACAAGGUGAAAUACGUAGAAAAGAGGGCUUUCAGAGAAAUCCAGUGAUUGUCAACCCGGUUCCAUUCUGUUAUUAGCGCUGUUGGAGUCGUCCAGCACAGUCGUGUCGCUCAGUGCUGUCUGGUUAACUUGUAAUCCAGGUUUUGUCCGAUCACAUAAAUGCCCCCCAGCGUGAUGAGAGAACCUUCCGAAUGAACUCAUCAGUGAGGGGUCUCUUAUUCCUCCUGGGUUCACAGAGUUUAAAAAUAAACCAGGAUAUUUCUGAACUGAAAAGUUGUGAUUAUGUACUUUAAAGGAAAUGUUUAAAAUUUCCAAGUUCUGCUUUUACACAAAUUCAGGUUGUGAAAACCAUCUUUUGUAGCUUUGAACUUUUUUUUUUUCCCCUUUCAUUGAAAGCUGCAGAUCUUCUCCUCCAAACUUCAGAAUCAAAAUGUCGGUCACAUGGUUGAAUAUGGACAAUAAAGUAAUAUUUAAUACUGUACAUCAAA